AUGGACAGCGAUGGUGGUGUUGGCGCCUGGGUGACGCAAGAACUGCGUUUGUCUGUCGCCACGGCGUCGUUGUCAUUCAGCGGAAGCAGGGUUUCCGACUUUCCUGCCGACGUGGCAGACCCGCGACGAACAUCUUCUUGUACUUGCACUAGUUGGCCUGACACAUGGGAUUUUGAAGUCUGGAGAAUGCCCCUGUGUACUCAGCAUGGGCAGGAACGAUGUCAGCGAUCUCAAUACCCGCGGAACCUUGGCGAUUUGCCGGUGGCCGCGUUUGGCUGGACGAGUUCGUCGAACAGAGCCAUGACGAUACCCUUCAAUACUUGGAAGGAUGUGCUUCUGACCCUAUCGAAGAUUCUCGUAAAGUACACCGAAAGGCGGAGGCGUACAGGAAGUAUGCCCGCCGGCUCUGGAACAUUUCUCAGUAAAGUUGGACCUAGCGCAGCAUCUGAUCCGGAGACAAUUGUGCUGGACCUCUGUGCAAACCGACCCUCCGCAGAAGACAAGUUCAGGGCUUUCUUACGACACCAUGUAAAAACUUCGAUGCAGCUGCGCCCAUCUCUGGGCCCCGAGGAGUACGAAUGGGUCCGAGAAGUUGAGUCUGCAAUCACUGUCACCGAACUCUGGAAAGCCUUGGUACGCGACUUCGACAGUGGCUUCUUACAAAUCAAGCGACGCGAGGAGCCCGAGAAGACCUCUUCCUACUCGCUUAAGUUCACUGAUACCUCGCAAGGUAGCGGCUCUGUGUGGAAAGUGUCGAAGGUCUGA
Molecule: messenger RNA, 765 nt
Organism: Verticillium alfalfae VaMs.102
Lineage: Eukaryota; Fungi; Ascomycota; Sordariomycetes; Glomerellales; Plectosphaerellaceae
Exons: 4
Coding region: 1-765 (254 amino acids)
Source: RefSeq, a predicted model, not a curated record